Suricata suricatta (meerkat) is the source of this 2736-nucleotide messenger RNA. RefSeq names its product polypeptide N-acetylgalactosaminyltransferase 9 (gene GALNT9). NCBI's taxonomy places the organism in Eukaryota, Metazoa, Chordata, Mammalia, Carnivora, Herpestidae. Gene Ontology annotation, cellular component: Golgi apparatus. Bases 108 to 1991 code for a protein of 627 amino acids. The record is from RefSeq and is a predicted model, not a curated record. The transcript is spliced from 12 exons.
GCUGGCUCAUGGUCCCCGAAGCGGCGGGCCGGGCGGAGGCUCCUGCGGCCGCUGGGCCCACGGGGAUGCCCCGCGGGUGAGGCGGCCCCCAGCUCCCAGCCGCGCUCAUGGCGGUGGCCAGGAAGAUCAAAACUUUGCUGACGGUCAACAUCCUGGUGUUCGUGGGCAUCGUCCUCUUCUCCGUGUACUGCCGCCUGCAGGACCGCUCCGAGGGGCUGGUGCAGAUCGUGCGCAGCGCCGACCGCCGGGUGCGCAGCCGGCACGCCAAGGUGGGCGCGCUCGCCGACCGCGAAGCCAUCCUGCAGCGCCUGGACCGCCUGGAGGAGGUGGUCUACAACCAGCUGAAUGGCCUCGCCAAGCCCAUCGGCCUGGUGGAGGGGCCUGGGGGCCUGGGUCAGGGCGGCAUGGCGGCCACCCUGCGCGAGGACAGCCAGGAGGCAGAGGGCAAAUACGAGGAAUACGGGUACAACGCGCAGCUCAGCGACCGCAUCUCCCUGGACAGGACCAUCCCGGACUACAGGCCCAGAAAGUGCAGACAGAUGGCCCACGCCGCCGACCUGCCCCAGAUCUCUGUGGUGUUCAUCUUUGUCAACGAGGCCCUCUCCGUCAUCCUGCGCUCCGUGCACAGCGUGGUCAACCGCACGCCCUCGCGGCUCCUCAAGGAGGUCAUCCUGGUGGACGACAACAGUGACAGCGUGGAGCUCAAGGCCAGUCUGGACCAGUACGUCAGCAGGAGGUACCCGGGCCUGGUGAAGAUCGUCCGCAACAGCCGGCGGGAAGGCCUGAUCCGGGCGCGGCUGCAGGGCUGGAAGGCGGCCACGGCCCCCGUGGUCGGCUUCUUUGACGCCCAUGUGGAGUUCGGCAUGGGCUGGGCGGAGCCCGCGCUCGCCCGGAUCCAGGAGGACCGCAGGCGCAUCGUGCUGCCGGCCAUCGACAACAUCAAGUACGACACGUUCGAGGUGCAGCAGUACGCCAGCGCGGCCCACGGCUACAACUGGGGCCUCUGGUGCAUGUACAUCAUCCCCCCGCAGGACUGGCUGGACCGUGGCGACGAGGCGGCGCCCAUCCGGACCCCCGCCAUGAUUGGCUGCUCGUUCGUGGUGGACCGGGAGUACUUUGGGGACAUCGGCCUGCUGGACCCCGGCAUGGAGGUGUACGGGGGAGAGAACAUUGAGCUGGGCAUGCGGGUGUGGCAGUGCGGCGGCAGCAUGGAGGUGCUCCCCUGCUCGCGCGUGGCCCACAUCGAGCGCACCAAGAAGCCAUACAACAAUGACAUCGACUACUAUGCCAAGCGCAACGCCCUGCGGGCGGCCGAGGUGUGGAUGGACGGCUUCAAGUCCCACGUGUACAUGGCCUGGAACAUCCCCAUGACCAACCCAGGCGUGGACUUUGGAGACGUGUCUGAGCGGCUGGCGCUGCGCCAGAGGCUGAAAUGCCGCAGCUUCAAGUGGUACCUGGAGAACGUGUACCCGGAGAUGCGGACCUACAACGACACCCUCACGUACGGAGAGGUGAGAAACAGCAAAGCCAGUGGCUACUGUCUGGACCAGGGGGCAGAGGACGAUGACCACGCCAUCCUCUACCCCUGCCACGGCAUGUCCUCCCAGCUGGUGCGGUACAGCGCCCAGGGGCUGCUGCAGCUCGGCCCCCUGGGCUCCACCGCCUUCCUGCCCGACUCCAAGUGCCUGGUGGACGAGGGCAGGAGCCGCGCGCCCGCGCUGAAGAAGUGUGAGGACGUGGCCCGGCCGGCGCAGCGGCUGUGGGACUUCACCCAGUCUCCCCUGCCGGCUGGCUGUCCCAGACGUUUAUGCUCUCGUGUCAUGGAGCCGGAAGUCCGCGAUCAGAGCGGCCCCAUCGUGAGCCGAGACACAGGCAGGUGCCUGGAGGUGGAGAUGUCCAAGGACGCGAACUUCGGGCUGCGGCUGGUGGUGCAGAGGUGCUCGGGGCAGAAGUGGACCAUCAGGAACUGGAUCAAGCACGGGCGACACUGACACCCGCCCUGCGCCCUCCCCAGUGCAGACCCUCAGGACCCAGGGGGGUGUCCGGCUGCCCGCUGGGCCGGGGGCUGGGACUCAGGCCCCCUCCUGCCCCCUGCGCCGUCCCCAGCCGGACCUUGCCUCGGCCGCCGGCAGGCCGUGUCCCUGGGACCACAGGGGGGCCCCCUGUGCGCCCCGGAGGCAAGUGCCAGGGACCGGCCACCCCACCAGGAGCACAGACCCCGAAGCCAAGCCCACCUCCGAAUCACGUGCCUUUUCUACGGUAUUCCUGUCCAGGCCGCCGGGCCGGCCGCCUCUUCUGCAUGUGCUGAAGCCCCCAUUCCUUCCCCCCUCGCGGAAAUAACGCCCGUGAGCUCCGUGGGUGGCCCGAGCCCUGUCCCCGCCGGGCAGAACCGUGGCCUCCUCCGUCUCCUGGUCGUCUAGGCAAAGCCCGGAAGAGCAGAGCAGCGCCCUCGCUGACGCUGGGGCGGGGGACACAGGGGACGAGGCUGCCCCAGGCAGUGCUGGCGAGGAGGCCGGUGAGCUGCUCUGAUCCAGCCCAGAGCGGGUCAAACAGGACAGAGCUGGUCUUGUCCUCCGGAGUCCUAGCGGCUGGGUUGUCCGGGCCGAGGACCCUGUUCGAGCGUGUCUCGCCCCGGGUCAGGCGUCUUCCCCCGUUGCUGUAAGGGGGGGUCAGCGAACGACGACCCACAGCUCCGCGCCUGUUUUUAUAAAUAAAGUUUUAUUGGUACACGGCCCA